Messenger RNA from Exserohilum turcica Et28A, 1579 nucleotides. RefSeq lists its product as uncharacterized. The record is from RefSeq and is a predicted model, not a curated record. Gene Ontology annotation, biological process: signal transduction; inositol metabolic process; phosphatidylinositol phosphate biosynthetic process. The transcript has a single exon. Bases 445 to 1467 code for a protein of 340 amino acids. Lineage: Eukaryota; Fungi; Ascomycota; Dothideomycetes; Pleosporales; Pleosporaceae. Gene Ontology annotation, molecular function: inositol monophosphate 1-phosphatase activity.
CAACAGCACAGCAUUAGGGCUUCUCCUAAAAAAUCUCCAGAGAUAACAGGUGGUCCUUGACACAGCGUAUUCCUAUGGUCCAACAAUGCGAACAUGAUGAAGCACAUGACCUCCAUCAUGCCUUGACACACAAUGUCGUUCGCUUCACUAGUACCUGGGAAUCGGAUGUUAGCCGUUCUUCUGCAAGCAACGAAUGUCUUCACAUGCUGCAGCCACACGAGUCUUGGUCCUUGUCCAAACCGGAGCAUUGUUCAAACGCUGUGUCGACACGCUUCCUUUUGUCAAUCUAAAUUGUUACAAUAUCGCAACAACAUCACGGCCAAUAUAAAUGGCAAUCUUGCCUGCAUAGAGAAAGUCCAAACCAGCUCCUCAGAGUUAGCUACACAACCAAAAAACACAUCCACGAGCAGCGUCCCAACACAACCGACUACUUCAAUUCAAAACAUGUCCUCCACAGACUCCUCGCCUAGUGGCAGCCCCAUUCACACCGGAUCCACCUCGCCAGCCCACGAGUUCCGUUCUGGCUUUCCAUCAAUGGCACCAGAUUUCGAGCCUGUACUAGCCAAGCAUGGCUUGACCGCACGAGACCUCAAGAAGAUCCACAAUCUUCUCAUCGAGAUUGCCUUGGACGGCGGCAGAAUCAUGCUGGAAGCCGAGCACUCUGUCCUUGCCGCCGCCCAAUUCAAGAACAACACUUCCGACAUUGUCACCGAGUUCGACAAGCAGGUAGAAGACAUGGUAGAAACCCGUCUGCGCAUCGCCUAUCCCUCCUUUGGCUUUCUCGGCGAGGAAACCUUCAAGCAUGGCACUAAGCUCUCCGACACACCCACCUUUGUAUGCGACCCCAUUGACGGCACGCUCAACUUCUCAAAGGGCGUCCCCAACUGCGCCAUCUCCCUCGCCCUGACCCUCGACAAGAAGUCCGUCGUCGGCGUCGUCUACAACCCAUUUCGAGGCGAUCUGUACCACGCAAUCAAGGGUCAGGGCUCCUACCUCACCAAGACGGCUACAGGUCUGAAAAUCCAGCUCCCUGUCCAGCACGUCUCGCCCCCAAUGCCCUCGCUCAACUCAUGCCUCAUCGCCGUAGAAUGGGGCAACCAGCGCUCCGGUCCAAACUGGGCUCUCCGCACCUCGGUCCACAACGCUCUGCUCACCUCCAAGGCCGAGGGCGGCGCAAUGUGCAAAUCCAUCCGCUCAAACGGCUCCGCCGCCCUCGACUUUUGCUACGUCGCCCAGGGUAUCCUCGACGCGUUUUGGGAGGGUGGCGUCUGGGUCUGGGAUGUUUGCGCCGGCUGGAUCAUCCUCGAGGAGGCUGGAGGUAUUGUGGCUAGUGCGAACCCUGGAGACUGGAAUCCCGAUCUCGAGGGCCGCGUGUAUUUUGCGGUUCGUAGGGCUGAGAAACACGAACAGAAGGCUGUUGUUGAGGAGCUGUGGGGUAUCAUGGGUGAGAGGAAGUUUGCGUAUUAGUGUGAGAGGGGGGAUGAUGCUGAGGUCAUGUGUGGAGGAAACUAGGUGAAAACUGUAUGAUCAUCUGAGAGUUUGGGAGAAGAGAGGCACAGGGCUUUUGCUUUGGUUUCUU